AUGCAUUUGUUCAUGAAUAUAUUUUACGCUUUGCUUGUCGCGGCCAUAAAUGUUAUUUAUUUAGUGAAUUGUGCCGUGUUGCAUAAAGAUAUUUACCGGUUGGAUAUAGUUCACUACAACGAUUUCCACGAUCGAUUUGAAGAAACAACAAUUUAUUAUCCAGUAUGCAAUUCGAAUGAUGACAAAUGCAUUGGAGGAUUUGCACGUUUAUAUUAUGAGAUUAAUUCUUUAUUAAAUGAAAGUGAUAACUCGCUUCUAUUAAAUGCCGGUGACACUUUCCAAGGGACUUAUUGGUAUACCCUUAUGAAAUGGAAUAUAACUCAGAAAUUUAUCAAUUUAUUACCGAAUGACGUUCACACUUUAGGCAACCAUGAAUUCGACGACGGCAUACCGGGCAUAGCACCAUACCUUGCGGCACUCCAGGCUCCGGUUGUUGUUGCGAAUAUAGACACGAGCGCUGUGCCUGCUCUUGAUGGUCUUUAUAAGCCGCAUAUAGUUUUAGAGAAACGGGGGAGAAAAAUAGGUAUAAUUGGUGUUAUAACACCUGAGACAAGGACAUCAUCCAAUCCAGGAGAUGUAAAAUUUUUGGACCCGAUUGCAGCAGUUAAAAGUGAAGCUGAAUUGUUGAAUAGAAAAGGCGUAGAUAUUAUAAUUGUUUUGUCUCAUUGUGGUCUUGAAGUUGAUAAACAAAUGGCCAGAGUGGCUGGCGAAAAUAUAGACUUAAUAGUCGGUGGUCAUUCACAUAGUCUGUUGUGGAACGGGGAGGCACCUAGCAGAGAGCAAGUAUCGGGUCCCUAUCCAGUAAUGGUUGAUACAACAUCGAUUCCUAAGCACAAGGUUUUGAUUGUCCAAGCGUCAGCAUUUUCCAAGUACUUGGGGAAUAUUACAGUGUUCUUUAAUAGAAAAGGGGAACUUAUAGAUUACUCUGCAACGCCUAUAUUCCUUAACAGAUCUAUUCCAGAAGACGCGGAAAUGAAAGCGCUAUUGAAACCGUACAAGGAAAAAUUGCAUUCAUUAGUGACGGAAGUGAUAGGAUCCGCUACCAAAGACUUUUUAGCGCCGAAGUGCGGGUCAACAGAGUGCGCUAUAGGUAAUUUUAUAGCGGACGCCCUGCAGGACGCUACACAAUCAUUAAACGUUUCAAAUCUAAAUCAUGUUUCGAUUAUCUUAAGAAAUAUGAUCCGAGGAUCUUUGGCCAAAGGAGAUAUAACGCGAGGGGAUAUUAUUAAUGUAAUGCCUUUUACAAAUAAAGUCGUAACGAUUGCGUUGCCUGGCCGGUAUUUAAUCGAUGUAUUCAAAACCUGUAUGACUAACUACUGGGUUGCCAAACCGUUCAGCGGACCGUGGAUGCCGCAUGUAUCAGGUCUCAGCUUAAAAUUCAACCUGACGCAAGGCGUAGAUAUAGAUGUUAAGGUGAAGGAUGGAGAUGCGUUUCAAGAUUUGGAACUUGAUAAAGAAUAUCAAGUAACCACGAUAGAAUUUUUAAUAAGGACUGGAAAUGAUUUUGAGGUACUGAAACGCUUCGGGCGUAAUUUACGAGUGGUUGGAAAAGAUACUGAUGUUUUAGAAAAUUACAUAAAGAAAAUGACACCAAUUAAACCAAGUUUACAAAAAAGGCUUGUAGUAAUAAAC
Messenger RNA from Iphiclides podalirius (scarce swallowtail), 1632 nucleotides. The record is from the annotation of a GenBank genome assembly. Lineage: Eukaryota; Metazoa; Arthropoda; Insecta; Lepidoptera; Papilionidae.